Molecule: messenger RNA, 3073 nt
Organism: Motacilla alba alba
Lineage: Eukaryota; Metazoa; Chordata; Aves; Passeriformes; Motacillidae
Gene: DCAF13
Product: DDB1 and CUL4 associated factor 13
Exons: 11
Coding region: 88-1425 (445 amino acids)
Biological process (GO): maturation of SSU-rRNA from tricistronic rRNA transcript (SSU-rRNA, 5.8S rRNA, LSU-rRNA)
Cellular component (GO): small-subunit processome; nucleolus
Molecular function (GO): protein binding
Source: RefSeq, a predicted model, not a curated record
GGCGGGGCUCGCGGCUUCGCGCGAGAACGGCCCGCGCGGCGCAUCCGGUCACGUGCGCGCGCGGUGCCGGGCGGCGGCGGCGGCGGGAUGCGGGUGAAGGUGCUGAGCCGCAACCCCGAUGACUACGUGCGGGAGACCAAGCUGGACCUGCAGCGCGUUCCAAGGAACUAUGACCCUGCACUGCAUCCAUUUGAGGUUGCCCGAGAGUACACAAGAGCUCUGAAUGCCACAAAGCUAGAACGUGUGUUUGCAAAACCCUUUCUUAGUUCACUUGAUGGCCACAGAGAUGGAGUUAAUUGCAUGGCCAAACAUCCAAAAAGUUUGUCUACUGUGCUGUCUGGAGCUUGUGAUGGAGAGGUUAAAAUUUGGAACUUGACCAGACGACAGUGUAUCCGCACGAUACAAGCCCACGAAGGCUUUGUUCGAGGCAUGUGUGCCCGUUUCUGUGGUACAUCUUUCUUCACUGUUGGUGAUGACAAAACUGUGAAGCAGUGGAAAAUGGAGAGCCCAGAAUACGGAGAAGAAGAAGAACCUAUUCAUACAAUUCUUGGAAAGACAGUGUAUACAGGAAUUGAUCACCACUGGAAGGAACCUGUUUUUGCUACCUGUGGCCAUCAAGUGGACAUUUGGGAUGAACAAAGGACAACCCCCAAAUGUUCUCUGACUUGGGGUUUUGAUAGCAUAAGCAGUGUCAAAUUUAAUCCCAUUGAGACUUACCUUUUGGGAAGCUGUGCUUCUGACAGAAAUAUUGUGCUGUAUGACAUGAGAAAAUCAACUCCAUUAAAGAAGGUUAUCUUGAACAUGAGGACAAAUACACUGUGUUGGAACCCUAUGGAAGCUUUCAUUUUUACUGCAGCAAAUGAAGAUUACAACUUAUACACUUUUGAUAUGCGCUUUCUUGAAUCACCUGUGAUGGUGCAUAUGGAUCACGUGUCUGCUGUUCUUGACGUGGAUUAUUCACCCACUGGGAAAGAAUUUGUGUCUGCCAGCUUUGAUAAGUCCAUACGCAUUUUUCCUGUAGACAAAGGUCACAGCAGGGAGGUUUAUCAUACCAAACGAAUGCAGCACGUCAUCACUGUGAAAUGGACUUCAGAUAACAAAUACAUUCUGUGUGGCUCAGAUGAGAUGAAUAUUCGCCUGUGGAAAGCUAAUGCCUCUGAAAAACUGGGAGUGCUUGCACCUCGAGAGAAGGCAGCUAUGAAUUACAAUCAGAAGCUGAAAGAGAAGUUCCAGUUUCACCCGCAGAUCCGGCGCAUAGCUCAGCACCGACACUUGCCCAAGAGCAUUUACUGCCAGAUCAAGGAGCAGCGCAUCAUGAGGGAGGCUCGGCGGCGCAAGGAGCUGAAUCGUCGUAAGCACAGCAAGCCAGGAUCCAUGCCAUUCGUGCCAGAGAGGAAGAAGCAUAUUGUGGCAGUAGUGAAAUAAUUGUUUUCACAUGUACUAAAUGCCACAAUGUAAGAAAAAUGUCACUAUUAAAAUAAUACACUGUACAAAAUUUGAUGGACUUUGUUAGGACAGCAUGUGGUUCCAGAAACAUGACUUUUCUUCCAAGUUUGUGCAUCUUCUGACUUCUCAAGUCAUCGUCUGUUUUGAGUAGUUAUGAGAACUUCCCCUGUAAUAUUUUUUUGCCAUUUUUCUGAUGUUACUGGCCCAAUGCUGCAUAUUGCAGUGGAGUUUGACCUUUUUGAUAUAAGCAGAUAACUUGGUGGAGAAUAUCUGUAAUUCCAGUUCUAUUCCUUGGUACUGUUACUACAAAAAAAAAAGGAUAAAAUAGGUUAAUACUUGUCAAAGCAAAAAAAACCCGCUCCAUACGGAGUUACAAAAAUCAUUGUACUUAUGCUGUCCUUUUAAAAAAUUUUUAUUUAAACAAAUUUAAUAAAGUGACCUUAAGCAAUGGACUAGAUUUUGAUUAUUUGAACUGAUUAUUCCAAAUGUCUGCAUUAUACUUCUUAGAGUACAAUGUACUAUUUUUCUUUUAUCCAGAAAGAAAUUCAACAGGAUUUUCAGACGUCUGUAAACAUUUAUAAUUUUGCUCUGUCUUUUUAACUAUUGUUAUAUAAGCUGACCAAACUUCAGACUGUUAAGUUGCUAAUAUUGAUAAUAACUUAGUUGAAUAAUUUUUCGCUUUUAAAACUUGGAAAAUCUGGAUGAAAAAAAUGACGUAAAUUUUAUAAACCAUAGAAACUCCUUUGGAUGAGAUUUAUUACAAGUUUUCUAUUUUGCAUUUAUAGAUGAAAAAUGGAAGUUUCACACUUGACGAGAUAUCUGUAUCCCAAAAUUCCUUUACGGUUUGGCUGGGAAACACCGUGUUUCUCCAUGCAAUAAACAACCUUUUACUGAAGUUACCAAGGUGGUGAGAAAACUACUGGAAUUAAACUGGGCUGUCUAGACUGAAGAGAGAUAUGAGAUAUGUAAUAACUGUAAUGCUGCCUAACAUCAUCUGCACAAAAAGCUCUUUUUAAGUCUUAACACUACAGUGUGUAAUGACACUCCCCUUGCCCUGAGCUUAUGCACAAAGGAAAAAAAAAAAAGAACUCAAUUAGAGUAAACUUAAUACUUUAUUUUUUUUUUUUAAUCUGGAAAUUGAGCAUUUUGAGCACUUGCCUUCAUGUAGUAUUCUGUUUAAUGUUUCUGCUGACACUAAUCCAUAUGCAUUUCUGGUUCUUACUCUUUAACUUGUCUCUUGCAGUACUGUUUGGGCAAGAUUCCUGAAUCAUCAUGGCAAAAUUAUGGCUCUUUGGUGAUAAGAGACCAUAAUGUAUCUUUGACUCUCUGGAUCACUUACCUUUAUGGGGUGAUGCAGGAAGAGAAGCAGAUCUGAAGAGCUAUAAGUAGGAUGAUGAGAAGAAGUGGAACAGAUCAGGAAAUAGGCUGAUGCUGGCUGUGUGCCUGUUGUACUAAUACAGUGCACUCUGUGCCAAAUACAGUUUAUUUUCUUCCUGAAAUACUGAAAAAAAAUUGAGGGAGAAUAUGCAGUCCAAAAUGCGGCUUGUGACACAGCUGUAGUCAAGUCUUGCACAAUUUGCAAAACCAGACUAAUCUCCUGAAAUGUGAUUAAAAAUUUUCAGCCUUG